AACGAAUUGUCAACAACAAAAAUUUGAUAUUAACAUGAGCAUGCGCAUAUCGCAUAUGAUCUAUUCGAGUUUUUUCAUCUCGAUUCUUUUUGGCUUUGUAUUUCCAUCUUCAAUCUAUUGUUGAUUCGAAAAUGCCACGAGGCCCUGAAAUAUCCGAAUUUCAACGUGGCCGUAUUGUUGGGAAAUAUGAAGAAGGUGCAACCAUACGUAAAAUAUCGAAAGACCUUGAAGUAUCCAAAACAGCUGUGCAUAAAAUUAUAACCGAUUACAAAGCAACGGGUAAAACAAGUGCAAAAAAACGAUCUGGACGACCAGGACCAUCGAAACGAUUUUUACGUUCUAUACAACGUACUGUUGAAGAUGAACCGGGUAUUAAAUUAUCCGAAUUGGCAGCCAGAUUUGAGGUAUCCGAAACGACAGUUGGACGUUAUCUACAUUUACUUGGUUAUUAUAAAGGCUAAAUUAAUCAAAUUUGAUUUUGAUUCGAUGGUCACCAUAGAAUGUUAGGGUUUUUUCAUGUUUCAUGUUUCUCUUUGCUUUGUUUAUUCCUAUUUCAUUUCAGUCUGUGUUCAUUCAUUGCUUUUUGUAUAAAUUUUUUAAUAACAAAAAAAGAAAAAUUGAA
Molecule: messenger RNA, 622 nt
Organism: Dermatophagoides farinae (American house dust mite)
Lineage: Eukaryota; Metazoa; Arthropoda; Arachnida; Sarcoptiformes; Pyroglyphidae
Source: RefSeq, a predicted model, not a curated record